Messenger RNA from Trematosphaeria pertusa, 1482 nucleotides. RefSeq names its product arginine N-methyltransferase 2. The coding region runs from base 183 to 1376 and encodes 397 amino acids. Gene Ontology annotation, molecular function: protein arginine N5-methyltransferase activity. Gene Ontology annotation, biological process: peptidyl-arginine methylation. The record is from RefSeq and is a predicted model, not a curated record. Lineage: Eukaryota; Fungi; Ascomycota; Dothideomycetes; Pleosporales; Trematosphaeriaceae. Gene Ontology annotation, cellular component: cytoplasm; nucleus. The transcript has 2 exons.
CUCGUCCAGCUGGGACGCCCUCUUGACCUGCUCCCGUGGUUUUACGCUACGGAGAUGCAGGGACUCAUCUCAAUGCGGUAAUAGCCGUGAACACUAACGUCGCUUAUCUUAUCGUACAUCCCUGCAAAGAAUUUCCCAACCCACACACAGUACAGACAGCCCCCAAACAAUCAAUCGAAAAGAUGGUCGAACAAGCAUCAGAAGAGGAUGUCCUUCUCGCGAAAAAGAUUAUCUCCGCCGCGGAACGUCACGAUGUCCCGGCUCUCAAAAUCCUACUAAAGGAAGGCUCCGCAAACGUCCAAGAUCCAACUGCAACAGUCGCGACCUCACCCCUACACGCCGCAAUUGUCGCAUGUGGGAAGGCCGAAGAUGAGAAAGAGGCGGGUGAAGAUGCGGUGCGCACUGUCGAGUUUUUGCUAGAAAAUGGCGCCAUUUGGAACGAUUUGAACAAGGAGGAUGAGACCCCGGGAUGCAUUGCGCUGAGACUAGGACAGAAGAAAAUCUACGACAUGAUGGUGGAAGCUGGUGUGCGAGCCGAGCUACUCUUCUCGAAGAUGGAGGCGCUGGGUUUGGGUGACGAUGACGAGGUGGAAGGGAAUGACGACGAGGCGCGUGAGGAGCAGCCUGCAGCCAAGAAGCAGAAGGUGUCUGAAGAGGAGGCACAAGCUAUCCAGGAAGCGGUUGAGGAGGAGGUUCUGGACGAUGUUUCGAAGGAUAACAGAGCGUAUCUAAAGAGUCAGCUACGGUAUAAGCCGGGAAUCCUUCUGGAUGAGAGCGACAACGCCGUAAUGAUGGACUGGGAGACUCAGAUUAUGGAGCGGCACGCCGAAACGCUGAUACCGAAGCCGGGUCUCAAAGUCAUGAACGUUGGACACGGUAUGGGGAUUGUUGAUACGGCAAUCCAGACGCAUGACCCCACCGAGCAUCACAUCGUCGAAGCACAUCCACAAGUGCACCAGCGCUUACGCGAGCAUGGCUGGUACGACAAGCCGAACGUUAUCAUCCACGAGGGCCGAUGGCAGGAUGUGCUUCCUAAGCUGGUCGAACAGGGUGUCGUGCUAGAUGCGAUUUACUACGACACGUUUGCGGAAGAUUAUAAGGCGCUCAAGGAGUUCUUCUCGGAAUACGUGAUCCAGCUCCUAGCGCCUGAUGGCAAGUUUGGGUGGUACAAUGGGCUUGGAGCGGACCGACAGAUAUGCUAUGAUGUCUAUACAAAGAUUGCGGAGAUUGACCUAUAUGAGACGGGCUUUGAUACCACGUGGGAAGACAUCAAAGUUCCUACGGGCUUACACGGAAGCAAGCAGUGGGAAGGCACUAGGCGGCCAUACUGGACGAUCGACAUUUACAGAUUGCCCGUAAACACCUUCGUCAAAUGAGCACCACGUCUCACCAGAACGGCGGGGUCUUAGGGAUAUAGGGCAGGACAUUGCGCGCUCCGCAUCAUUGCAGUAGAGCGAAGGUCCUCCAAAAUUGAUAACCGUA